AUAAGUGGGAGGAGCGCGUCCGCCCACAAAGCCACAUCUAUCUCCGUUUCUCCCCUUUUAAAAAAAUCACGAAAAUAACGGAAUACGCGAAAAAUACAAACAGUGGUGACGGGUUGAUUUCGGUGCACGACGGACGGCGACGAGGCGUCCCCGCGUCGUGCUGCGAGAGAAAGGUUGGCGCCAGGCAGGAGCAGCGGAGAGGGUGUUGUCCUGAUGCUUAAAUGGAAGUGGGUGGGCCUCUACGGUCACACACUGCCAACUUCUCUGUGGAGAUCAUUCUGACAAGCGCUCGUUUUCUCCUUUAUGGACUGCUUAUCCGGUGAAAGAGACCUACGACACAGGGCUGCGAGGGGGCCAGCGGGCCGGGGACGGUCGCUGGGUUGUCCGUUAUCUCCCUCAUUGUGGGCUGCUUGAUUGUGCCUGCGCUUGGCACCGCCCUUCCUGGCCGGUGGGUGGUUUCGUCAAACGGGCAGAUCCGACACGGCCCAGCGCCGAACAUAUAGGCCGUCCUCCGCCUCCGUACCCGGCCGGCCUUCUACCGUGAACUACACCCUCUCCCUCUCGGUAUAUUAAUGCGUUAUGAGUGACUCGAAGAAGGAAUCAUCUGGAACUGAAGGAGGGAAAGCAUCUAAAAAGGGGAAAAGUUCUGGAUCACAGGAUUCCUCACAGCCCUCUCCGUUGGCUCUGCUUGCUGCAACCUGCAGUAAGAUCGGAGGGCAGGGGGGAACUGAGGGGGCCCAGGCCCACACGGGGGCCCAACAGAUCCAGGUCCAGGCGGGUCAGAUCCAGCUGCAGGCAGGUCAGCUGCAGGGUCAGAUAGUGGUGGACACAGCUGGAGGCCAGGCUCUGGUGCCCCAGCAGCUGGAAUUGGUCCCUGCUCAGUUCACAGGAAACGGCUGGCAGAUCAUCACAACAGCGCCUACCAUGGCCAAGGAGACCACCAAUCAACCUGUAGCUGUAACCGUGGCAACCACCUUGGCCAAUGACAGCUCACCUGGAGGACGGAAGGUGAAGGAGGUGAAGCCAGUGGGUGGGACCAACAGUGUUGCAGCCAAUCAACAACAGCAGCAGUUCCAGAUUAUCCAGGUUCAGAACCUGCCCAAUGCCGGGGGCGGGGUCCAGUAUCAGGUCAUCCCUCACCUGCAGACUGCAGAUGGACAACAGAUCCAUAUCAGCCCAGCUCAAACAGCCUCCAUUGGGGGUCUACCAGAGCAGGUUCAGCUCAUCCAGACCCCCAGUCCAAGCCAGCCCCAGACCAUUCUCCAGCCAGCCAACCAGCAAGCCAUCCUGACGAGUACAGCCAAUCAGACGGUCCCACUGCAGAUCCGUCCUGCACAGUCUUUCCCAUUGCAGCUGCAGACUCUGCAGGGCUCCCAGACUCCUGUUAUGACCACUUUACCCAUAAACCUCGGCGGUAUGACGCUGGCUCUGCCUGUGAUAAAUAACGUCGGAGGGGGUGGGGCUGUACAGCUCAUCCAAUCAGCAGAUGGCACAUUCUCCGUUGCCAAUGGCAACCAGCUAGUGACAACAGCAGUGACUGGUACAGCUCCUGCCACAACAUCAGCUGGCUCCACAGUGGCUAUAGCCGAAGGUGACAGCGUGUCUGAUGGGACACAGGUGGUUUCUGCUUCAUCAGAGGCCACACCAGCUGACACCCAGGUUCAGAGCAGUGAGGCGGACUCUCAGAACCAGAACCAGCCGAACGGGGUGCAGAACCAGACAGAAACAACAGGAACAAUCCAGCAGGUGAUCGUAGGCCAGGUGGGGCACCAGUUGGUGCAGCAGAUCCAGCUGCAGCCUCAGACUCAGAGUCAGGCUCAGGCUCAGGGCCAGCAGCAACCUCAGCACAUUCAGACCCUCCAGCUGGCCCCAGGACAAACCCUGCAGCCCAUCCAAGCCUUCCAGAAUCCAGCCCAGGUCCUUAUUCGUACUCCGACCCUGUCCCCCUCUGGGCAGAUCACCUGGCAGACGCUGCAGCUGCCUGGUGGAGUCUCCCUGCAGGGUGGCCUGGGGACAGCUGUGCCACAGCAGCUGACUUUGGCCCCGGUGGCUGGUGGGACGACAGUAGGGAGCGGAGGGCUGGUCUCCCUCAGCGGAGCCCCACUGACGCUAAGUGCAGCCCAAAUCAACCCAGGGUCUGGGGUUCAGACGGUCAGCAUCGCAGGGCUGGGCACUGCCGGGGUUCAGGUGCAGGGAGUCCCCCUCACCAUAACUGGUCUACAGGGUCAACCACAGGGUCAGGAUGGGGUUAAAGUUCAGUCAUCUCCUGUAACGGUCACUGUCGGGAACGUGGCAUCAGGCUCAUCGAUGAGUCCAGACCAGCUGGGCUCCGUACAGAGUUCUUCGGACCAGGAAGGACCGCCAAGCAAGCGCCUGCGUCGUGUCGCCUGCUCAUGUCCAAACUGCAGGGACGGGGAGGGAAGAAACAGCGGUGACCCCUCAAAGAAGAAACAGCACAUCUGCCACAUGGAGGGUUGCGGAAAGGUUUACGGCAAGACAUCCCACCUGAGGGCUCACCUGCGCUGGCACACCGGUGAGAGACCGUUCGUCUGUAACUGGAUCUUCUGUGGCAAGAGGUUCACCAGGAGCGACGAGCUGCAGAGACAUAGGAGAACACAUACAGGAGAAAAGCGUUUCGAGUGUCCUGAAUGCUCGAAGCGCUUCAUGCGCAGCGACCACCUCUCCAAGCACAUCAAGACCCACCAGAACAAGAAGGGUGGGGCUGCCGUGGCAAUCAUCACCACUGAUGACAUGGAGGAAGACGCACCCGUAGGCCUGGGCGCCAUCCCUCAGAUUGUCACCGUGGCGACACUCUCACGUGACUCUGACCCUGCCACACCCACCACCUCUAAUCACAUGGAGGAAGAGGAGGAGGAAGAGGAGGAGUUUGAAUAGGCUGGAGGCUUCUGUCUCUGUUGAAGGCUGACUUCCUGUUUUUUUGGGAGUCUUUGCAUGGACCGUAAAGGUGACAACCUUUGUUUUUUAUUUUUAAUUUGACAUCAUUUAAAAAAUGUUCUUUGAUGAAAGGACUCAGAAGAGACGGGAUCAUGCAAUGAAGAGAAAGCGUAAAAUAUAAGCAUCUAAAAAGAACUAACACUUAUAAUAAGAACUAAACUUAGUCUAAUCUUGUGACAGAUUAGUUUGGCAUUUAUAAAAUAAAUCUAUGAGAAGUCCAUUCCUGAUGGAAGAGAGGAACAAAAGUGUGUCUAGAUUAGCACAAGACAGGGGGACCUGCUGAAUCAAACACCAUCAAACAUCAAGAGACAUUUUCCUAAUCGCAGAAUCUUUCUCUAUGCACAAAGUUGUGUUCCUGUUUCCUGUCAGACAGCGCUGAGGGUCAAUCAUCGAACAGGAGCCGUGGUAGAGCAGCGGCAGAGCAGAGGCAGUCUUGGGUCGGUGUAUCAGGCAUGUGUGUGUGCGUGUGUGAAUGAGUGAUUUGUAUUCCCAUGCUGUCAUGGAGAGGAUCUACCUAAUGUGAGGUUUAUUUAUGGUUCAGGUGAAGUCCUCGGAUCAGAUUCAGGUGUCGAACCUUCGGAGACCAGUCUGUGGAUAAACUGUUAUUGAAAAGGAGAGUGGAUGGUUCUAGAAAAACAGAAAAAGAAUAGUAAAAAAAGCACAUAUGAGAAGAUUUAUAAAUAAUGCAUUCCUAUUGAGGCACAGUGGCCAUGAAAAAAGGUUUCUAUAGAGGAAAAAAACAAUCUAGCUUUCUACAACUUUGUUUGUGUAGUGAAAGCAAUACUUUAAUGACAAUCUUAGUGAAACCAUGUUUACAUUGUCAGGGGAAGUUUUCUCUGUUAUAAAAUAAGCCAAGGCGAGGGAGAACAUCGAGAGCAGCGCUGUCGUUCAAACAAAAAAGCCAGUUACUUUGCAGGUACCACAGGGUGGCUUUAACAUCGCAGCUUCAGUCCAUCCUGUGUGGCUUCGUCUUUUUGUACUGAUCCUUUAACAUCCGAUGGUACCUGGUGGAUUCAGUGACAGCUUCGUCUGCACCUUCACUUUUGCUCUCUGUGCUCCUUCUCGACGUACGGCAUUUGCCUUAACACAAGCUGUCGUACGGAGGGAGUGUCAGGUGGACGGUGGGCGGCGCACAGAGAGGGAAACGUGACCAGAGGGUGGGAGUGGGGCGGGUAUUUAGCUCUGUGGAUAUUAUGAGAUGUGUUUGGUGGUGUUGCUCUGUGUUAGUUCAGUGCGUACAUUCUUUUUCAAUUUAAAUAAUUUUAUUUGACAAAGUUUAUCAUUUGUUUAAAAAAAUCCCCUCCCACAAUGUUAACACACAUGACCCCUGUGUGUUGGGCUAAUUUAUUAUUUAUCCUUAAUUUGUAUUUUUGCCUUUUGCUGGACUUGUAUUUGUGUGCGUUGAUUCUGAGGUUGUGUACAGCAUGUUUCAGUUUUUUGCCGUAGUGCUGCUUCUUUUCUUCUUUACUCUCUGUGCUCAGAUUUUCUUUUUCUACGUCUGACCAUUGCUGUUCGCUUCUUCUUCUUCUCUUGCGCCAUAACGUGUUUUUGAAGAAAUAAAAAAUAAAAGAAGAAGAAAGCAAAAAAAGGCUACUCUUGUUUAAAGUUGAAAAAGGUUGAUACCAAACAAAUUUAGAUGUUUUUGGUAAUAUUUUGUGUGACAACCAACUCUUUUGUUUUCUUUGAUAUUUUGUAGUGACAUCUCAUUUGUAAAUCUUUUUCUAAAAGAUGUUUGUUCGUCUCCAUGACAUUUGAUAAUGGGUUUUUUGCCGGGUUAGCCUCAAAGGCUCCAGUUUGUUGAUAUUUUUAAAACUGGUUUGUACAAACGUCUUAUGUCAAUUUAAAAAAGGAAAAAAGAUUAAAUCGAGCAGAAAACGUUUGCCUGCGUAAC
This is a messenger RNA of Cheilinus undulatus (humphead wrasse), 4846 nucleotides long. It is a transcript of the gene sp4, whose product is annotated as sp4 transcription factor. NCBI's taxonomy places the organism in Eukaryota, Metazoa, Chordata, Actinopteri, Labriformes, Labridae. Bases 580 to 2895 code for a protein of 771 amino acids. The record is from RefSeq and is a predicted model, not a curated record. The transcript is spliced from 7 exons. Gene Ontology annotation, molecular function: DNA-binding transcription factor activity, RNA polymerase II-specific; RNA polymerase II cis-regulatory region sequence-specific DNA binding. Gene Ontology annotation, biological process: regulation of transcription by RNA polymerase II.